Messenger RNA from Cololabis saira (Pacific saury), 4780 nucleotides. RefSeq names its product ankyrin repeat and BTB (POZ) domain containing 2b (gene abtb2b). The coding region runs from base 312 to 3617 and encodes 1101 amino acids. The transcript is spliced from 17 exons. Lineage: Eukaryota; Metazoa; Chordata; Actinopteri; Beloniformes; Belonidae. Gene Ontology annotation, molecular function: protein heterodimerization activity. The record is from RefSeq and is a predicted model, not a curated record.
AGGAUCGGCCGGAGAGGAGCGCAGCGCCGCACACCCACACUCCCCGACACCCCUCCGCCGCUCCGGGAGAGAAAACCCCUUUCAGAGAUUUGAGAUACUAUUACUGGACGUGAAACUGAGUCUCACUUGUUUCACAGAGUUGGAGAACAAGGCGGCAAUAUUUUGAAGACUUUUUUUUUUCUUGAAGAAAGUUGCAAGUUUAAAUCUCCGUGAGGAGGGAGAAGUGAAACGGGGUUUGUUUUCUGACUUUUUAUCAUGUGCAUGUGAAUAUAGAGCAGUUUUGAACUGUUUUUUGUAGUUUAUUAUAGUUUAUGCGCCUGCGUGUGUCCGGGGUGACUGAAACCUGCGCUGACCCCCGGCGGUCCCCAUGCCGGCCGGCUCCGUGUAACCAGUCCGUCCGGCUCCGCGGGGAGUUUCGGCGGCUCCGCGACUCCCAGCCUGCUGCGCCCCGGCCGCACAGAGCCAUGGCCGGCCUGAGGGACCUGCACCUGAAGACCCUGGAGGACCUGACACUGGACUCGGGCUACGGGGCUGGAGGGGACUCCUGGAAGUCCCUCAGCCUGUCCUCCUCCAAGUCCACCUCCCAGGCGGCGCUGACGGCGGCCCCGCACCGGGGCAGCUGGUGGUACCACUCCGGCUCCAUGAACAGCCGCAACAACAGCUGGGACACCGUGAACGCGGCGCUGCCCGAGGACCCGGAGGACAUCUUCUCCAAGUGCCACCGCCUGCCCGAGCUGGAGGAGUUCCCGUGGAGCGAGGAGGAGGUGGCGCAGGUCCUGUACAAGGUGUCCCAGCUGGGUUGCGGGGGGAAGUUCUCCCCGGACCCGGGGUUCUCCCCGGAGGCCGUGCGCCGGCUGUCCCUGCUGCUGCGCCGGGCGCUGCUGCGCGUGUCCCGGGAGGCGCAGCGGCUCAGCGUGCUGCACUGCCGCUGCACCCGCUACGAGGUGCAGAGCGCCCUGCGGCUGGUGCUCAGCUGGGCGCUGGCGGACCGCUGCGUGGCCGCCGCGGUCAGGGCCAUCUCCAUGUGCAGCAUGAGCGCCGGCGAGCUGCUGCGCAAGGGCAAGUCCGCCCGCUGCGGGCUCACCUUCUCCGUGGGCCGCUUCUUCCGCUGGAUGGGGGACACGCGCAUCUCCGUGCGCAUCCACGAGUACGCGGCCAUCUGCCUGACGGCCUGCAUGGAGACUCUGGCGGAGGAGGUCGGGGUCCGGGUGCUGAUGGCCGACCCGGGCCCGGCGGGGGCCCCCGUGGGCGCAGACGCCCUGGAGGGGGUUGUGAACAACGAUGCUGAGCUGUGGGGGGUCCUGCAGCACUACGAGCACCUGAUCUGCGGGAAGAACGGCAAUGGUGUUUUAUCGCUCCCAGCCCAUUUCAGUCCCUACACAGAGAACCAGCAGACGUCUGUCGACAGCAGGGAGGAUGCUUACGCCCAGCUGGAGCUGAGGACACUGGAGCAGUCCCUGCUGGCCACCUGCGUGGGCAGCAUCUCCGAGCUCAGUGACUUGGUGUCCCGUGCCAUGCACCACAUGCAGCGCUUGAGUUCAGUGCGUCCGGGGCUGAGCCCGGCCCGUCACCCCCGUCCCCAGCAGCCCGUUUCCUGGUCGCCUGACGCCCUCCACACCCUUUACUACUUCCUGCGCUGCCCACAAAUGGAGUCCAUGGAGAAUCCCAACUUGGAUCCCCCACGCAUGGCUCUCAGCAAAGAGCGGCCAUUUCUGUUGCUGCCGCCUCUGAUGGAGUGGAUGAGAGUUGCCAUAGUUCAUGCCGAGCAUCGCAGGAGUCUGCUGGUGGACAGCGACGAUGUCAGGCAGACGGCCAGGCUUCUCCUUCCAGGACUAGACUGUGAGCCAAGACAGCUGAAGCCCGAAUGUUGCUUCAGCUCUUUCAAGCGCCUGGACUCCAAAGCUGCCACGGAUAAGUUCCACCUCGACUUGGGUUUCCGGAUGCUCAACUGCGGCCGCACAGAUCUCAUCGGCCAAGCCAUCGAUCUGCUCGGGCCAGACGGGGUCAACAGUAUGGACGAUCAGGGUAUGACCCCUCUCAUGUAUGCCUGCGCAGCUGGAGACGAGGCCCUCGUCCAGAUGUUGAUAGAUGCAGGGGCCAACCUCGACGUGGCGGUUCCACCAUGCUCUGCAAAGCACCCCUCUGUGCAUCCUGACAGUCGACACUGGGCGGCCCUCACUUUUGCAGUGCUGCACGGACACAUCUCUGUAGUGCAGCUACUGUUGGAUGCAGGAGCCAAUGUGGAGGGAGCAGCAGUCCGCAAUGGACAGGAGAGCACAGCAGACACGCCACUGCAGCUGGCUUCAGCGGCAGGUAACUAUGAGAUGGUGAGUUUGCUCCUGGCACGUGGCGCCGACCCCUUAUCCAGGGCCCAGGACGGAAACGUCCUCACAUCGUCUCUUCAUGAAGACAUGAACUGCUUCAGUCACGCAGCUGCGCAUGGACACAGGAACGUGCUGAGAAAGCUUCUGACUCAGCCCCAGCAAGUCAAAGAGGAUGUCCUGUCUCUGGAGGAGAUCCUAGCGGAGGGGGUGGAGGAUGAGGGGACAGGAAUCUGUCCUUUCCCACUCUCUCCCCUGCCGACUCCCACUAACGGCACGGCGGGCCUUUCCGAGGCGGGCGUACCGAGGCUCUGCAAGGCCAGGAUGAAGGCUCUGCAGGAGGCCAGCUACUACAGCGCUGAGCACGGCUACCUGGACGUCACCAUGGAGCUCCACGCCAUGGGUGUACCAUGGAAACUGCAUGUGUGGCUGGAAUCUCUUCGUUGUGCGCAGCAGCAGUCGAGGGCAGGGGUCACCCUCUCCCUCCUCAGAGACUUCAACACAAUCCGAGAAGAGGACUACUGUGAGGAGCUGGUUACCACCGGCCUCCCCCUUAUGUUUAGUAUCCUGCGGACCACCAAGAACGAUGCUAUUUUACAGCAGCUGGCAGCUAUUUUCAGUCACUGUUAUGGCUCAGCACCUCUCCCAGCCAUCCCGGAGAUGAAGGCGUCUCUUUCAGCACAGUUAGACCCUCACUUUCUGAAUAAUACGGAGAUGUCAGAUGUGACAUUUCUGGUGGAGGGGAUGCCGUUCUACGGGCACAAAGUCCUUCUAAUCACUGCUUCUGACAGAUUCAAAUCUCUCCUCACAUCCUCUGGACAAGAUGGAAGCCCAAACACAGAAGUUGAGAUCAGUGACAUCAAGUACAAUAUUUUCCAGAUGAUUAUGUCAUAUUUGUAUUGUGGAGGAACUGAGUCCCUGAAAGCGAAUGUGCCCGACUUGCUGGAGCUGUUGUCGGCCGCGAGUCUCUUCCAGCUGGGGGUGCUACAAAGACACUGUGAACUCUUCUGCUCUCAGCACAUAAACCUCGACAACGCAGUCAGCAUCUACAAGACAGCCAAGGCCCACGGUUCAGUGGAGCUGUGCUCAUUCUGUGAAGGUUACUUCUUACGGCAGAUGCCUGCACUCCUUGAGAAAGAGGGCUUCAGGGGUCUCAUGUUGGGACUCUCUGGUGCCCGACAAGGAAACAACUCCACCUCUUCCCUGGCGCACACCCGGACUGACUCACCUCUGGAAGAGCUGGAGGCCACGCUGGCUCAACGUCUCCGCUCGCUCUACGUCUCAUCCCGGGUCUAAAGGUGACGCUGAUCCUGCGGAGAGAAGAUGGGGAUAAAUAGAGGAUCGUGGAAGAUCACAUCGUUUAGAGCUGUCCAAGUGGUCCAAAUGCAGAUGCUGUCUUAGUAACAACUGAUUCUGGCUCUUUAUCAAGAGACUACAAUACUUCCACACUGGGGCACAGCAGUUUAGUUUGUAGACAGUUCAGUGAUUAAUAUUCUGUGCCAAGCACUCAGUCUUAAUGCUUACUGUAGUGAACGGUAAUGUUUAUGACAGAGAAUGCUAGACAUGAGGAUUUUCUUUUUCUUCAAGGCUCAGGAAGCAUAAUAGAAGAAUCAUGUGUAAGCAACAAGCCAAGACUCUGAUUAAUGAGGCGCUGCUGCCCUCUGCUGGACAAAACUGUUAAAGGAACUGAUUUCCUGGGAUGGAGCAGCAUCCUCCUCCAGGGUUUGACUGAAGCUAUGUACAUUCACAACAGACUGAAGGAUCAAUUGAAGGAGAAAACGAUGGCCCAUUCCAGCAAUCAUGGCGAGGGAGGAAGGAGGUUCCUCAGUGCCUCCUGCAGCGAUGCAAAGUGAUUAACAAGUGUAUUUUUUUAUGUUAAUGUAUGUUUUUAUUGUUUAUUUUUUUCACGAGUAUGAUUAGACAGAUACACUGCAGAGUGGGAUGGACAUUUUCUAUUUAAUAAGAAAAAAAAGAUGUGAGAGUAUUUAAUGGGGUGUUCCCUUUUUUUAUUUAGUUUUUAAUCCAAGCUAAUUAUUAAUAUUAUUGUUCCAAAAAAUGCUUCUGUUUGUCCAGGUACAUUAACAGCUUAUCAAGCUUAUAUAACCGGCAGAACAUCCCAACAUGGGGUUUGGGCAAGAAAUGUGUUUAAAUGCUGAAUACUGAAAUAAACCUGGUAAACAAGUGGUUGGUGUUACUCGUUCAGUAGCUAUCUGUUGGUGUGGACUCACCUGGAAUCAGGGAAACAUCACACAGACAGAAAAAAAUGGACCUAUAAAUAGUGUGAUAAGUAAAAAAUAAAAUGCAUUCUUACACAAAAUAGCAGCAAAUGAUAGGAGAAAAAAAGAUGAUUGCUUAAAAUGUUUCUUACCUUUGUAUCGCUCGAGAUAUUACAGCAGAAAACUUUCCUCAGGAGUGUACUUACCCACAGAGUACAUGUACCAGUACCAAAAAAUAAACAA